This is a messenger RNA of Opisthorchis viverrini, 432 nucleotides long. RefSeq lists its product as hypothetical. Bases 1 to 432 code for a protein of 143 amino acids. The transcript is spliced from 3 exons. Lineage: Eukaryota; Metazoa; Platyhelminthes; Trematoda; Opisthorchiida; Opisthorchiidae. The record is from RefSeq and is a predicted model, not a curated record.
AUGACUGCCGUGACUGGACUGAAGAAAACACGAACUAGUCAGACUAGUCUGACAAAAUGCCUGUUACCCACCGAUGUGUUAGAAUCUUCAGUCAAUAUACUUUGGACUAGGCGACUGAAUGUAUCGCACCAGGCCACCUCAUGUUUCCUUUGUCUGGAAACGUCACAAACGAGAGAUUCAGCUGUGUUCCAGGUUAGUCUCGAAUUGUGGAACCGACAGAAGGGAAUCGUCAAAGACAAAUGUGCUGCACCAAACUUAAAUGAACUGGAUGAUCUGAAAGGAACGGAGCAUGGUCCAAGUACCGACCUAGACGAGACAUGGGUUGGAAAUGAGGAACAGGUUACCUCGAAUUUGGAGGCUGCAACCGAUGUUCAGCGACUUGACAGUUCGUCUAUUGACACAAAAAGCUUCCUGCAACGUACCCCUGGAUAG